Myotis davidii is the source of this 1415-nucleotide messenger RNA. RefSeq names its product cholinergic receptor nicotinic alpha 10 subunit (gene CHRNA10). Lineage: Eukaryota; Metazoa; Chordata; Mammalia; Chiroptera; Vespertilionidae. The transcript is spliced from 5 exons. Bases 56 to 1339 code for a protein of 427 amino acids. Gene Ontology annotation, molecular function: transmembrane signaling receptor activity; acetylcholine-gated monoatomic cation-selective channel activity. Gene Ontology annotation, cellular component: neuron projection; synapse; postsynaptic membrane. Gene Ontology annotation, biological process: signal transduction; regulation of membrane potential; monoatomic ion transmembrane transport. The record is from RefSeq and is a predicted model, not a curated record.
UGCUGCCCUAGGUCGAGCCAGGAGGCUCACACCCAGAGACCUGCCCUGCAGGGCCAUGGGGCCCAGGAGCCACUGCCUUGGCCUCUCCAGACUGGGCCUUCUGUUCCUGUUCCUGCUCCCACUCCUUCCAGAGGGCAGCCAUCAGGGGGACCAGUCAGACCGCUGUGAGAGUGGAGGUGACAGUCCCAGGCUUGUGGAGGUGCAGGGUGUGAGCAGAGGCUCCUGCACUAGAGUAAACCUUCUUGCUUGUCCCCCAGGAUGCUUGGGAGCUGAAGGCAGGCUGGCUCACAAGCUGUUCCGUGACCUUUUUGCCAACUAUACAAGUGCCCUGAGACCUGUGGCGGAUACAGACCAGACUCUGAACGUGACCCUGGAGGUGACAUUGUCCCAGAUCAUUGACAUGGAUGAGCGCAACCAGGUGCUGACCCUAUACCUGUGGAUCCGACAGGAGUGGACAGAUGCCUACUUACGAUGGGACCCCGAUGACUAUGAUGGCCUGGAUGCCAUCCGCAUCCCCAGCAGUCUAGUGUGGCGGCCAGACAUCGUACUCUAUAACAAGUACUGCCUGCCUGAACCUCCCCUCUCCUAUUGCUAUGCUGCCCUGGAAGUUGUCCCCCAGGACCCUUCUAAUCUGAGAGGUGACUUGUGGGUAAACGCAGCCUCCAGCAGUGAGGGGGGAUAUCAGCAGCACUUAGCUUCUGAGAACCCACUUGUGGGAAUGCGGACUGGGGAGCCUUGGCCCUUACCUCCUUCCUCUUUCAUCCAUUGGGCUUGGAGGGCCCGACAGCCUCUUGGUGGGUUCCUGUUCAUGCUGAGGGGGCUGGAGAGCUCAGGCCCCCUGAGCUCUUUUUCUGGGCCCCAGCUCGCUCUGUCUUUUGCAGGGAAGUACUACAUGGCCACCAUGACCAUGAUCACCUUCUCCACAGCGCUCACUAUCCUUAUCAUGAACUUGCAUUACUGUGGUCCCAGUGCCCGUCCAGUGCCGGCCUGGGCUCGGGCUUUCCUACUGGGAUACCUGGCACGGGGCCUGUGCGUGCGAGAACGAGGGGAGUCCUGUGGGAAGUCUAGACGGCACGAGUCACCCCCCAGUCCCCAGCCUCCUGAGGGAGGGGCUGGCCCCCCAGCAGGCCCUUGCCAUGAGCCCCGGUGUCUGUGCCAUCAGGAAGAGCUGCUGCACCAUGUAGCCACCAUUGCUAACACCUUCCGCAGCCACCGGGCUGCCCAGCACCGCCACGAGGACUGGAAACGCCUGGCCCGUGUGAUGGAUCGCUUCUUCCUGGGCAUCUUCUUCUCCAUGGCCCUGGUCAUGAGCCUCCUGGUGCUCGUGCAGGCGCUGUGAAUCGGGGUCUGCUGCAGCCACAGCAGUGCGACAGGGUAUGGAAGACCAGGCGGUUGCUGGCCCUCAGUCCACCCAG